AGCGGCCCGGUCAGGCUCUUCGUGCCUUACAAAAGGCGCAAGAAGGAGAGUGAGCUGCCCACGACCCCGGUGAAGAAGGACUCCCCCAAGAACAUCACAUUGCUUCCGGCAACGGCGGCCACCGCCUUCACUGUGACCCCCUCGGGACAGAUCACCACCUCCGGGGCACUGACCUUCGACCGGGCGUCCACCGUGGAGGCCACCGCUGUCAUCUCCGAGAGUCCGGCCCAGGGCGACGUCUUUGCAGGAGCCACAGUCCAAGAGGCCGGCGUGCAGCCCCCCUGCCGGGGCGGCCACCCUGAGCCCCACUACCCUGGCUAUCAGGACAGCUGCCAGAUGGCGCCGUUUCCGGAAGCUGCACUGCCUACAUCACACCCCAAGAUCGUGUUGACGUCCCUGCCUGCCCUGGCAGUCCCGCCCCCCACGCCCACCAAGGCCGUGUCUCCCACGGUGAUCAACGGCCUGGAGAUGUCCGAGCAGCGGAGCUGGCUGUACCUGGAAGAGAUGGUCAACUCCUUGCUCAGUACAGCCCAGCAGCUGAAGACACUGUUUGAGCAAGCCAAGCAGGCCAGUUCCUUCCGAGAAGCUGCUGCCACCCAGGCCAAACUUCAGGCUGACACAGAGCGCAAGGAGCAGUCCUGCGUCAACUGCGGCCGGGAAGCCAUGAGCGAGUGCACGGGCUGCCACAAGGUCAACUACUGCUCGACCUUCUGCCAGCGCAAGGUGG
Carlito syrichta (Philippine tarsier) is the source of this 727-nucleotide messenger RNA. Its product is annotated as deformed epidermal autoregulatory factor 1 homolog. Gene Ontology annotation, cellular component: nucleus. Gene Ontology annotation, molecular function: DNA-binding transcription factor activity, RNA polymerase II-specific. The record is from RefSeq and is a predicted model, not a curated record. Lineage: Eukaryota; Metazoa; Chordata; Mammalia; Primates; Tarsiidae. The annotation marks the transcript as partial. Gene Ontology annotation, biological process: regulation of transcription by RNA polymerase II. The transcript is spliced from 5 exons.